ACCAUAUGUCUUCGUAGUACAUUCGUAGUUUUUCUCCGAAUACUUGUUGUGUGUGGACGUUGUGCUAAUUGAAUAAAAUUGAUUUUUUCUCUAGGCAUUUUUGCUUCUAGAAAUGUGGCAAAUUAUUUACAGCGAAUAUUUAAAGAACAUGUUAACAUACUCCAUGCAUAUAUAGUGUAUAAAGUGUGUGUAUUUAAAACUCAAUGAAAAUGAAUAGCAUACGGGGUGAAGAACAGAUGGAAGAAAAGUUCGAUCAGGACGACUUCAGCCUUUUCGCCAAAUCCACUGUGGCAGACAACAAAGAAAACAAUGUUUGUGCAAUUGCACUUGUGGAGGUGGCAAAUAAGCACACAGACGUGGGGGAUGAUACGGGGGACGAAGGUCAACAACUUGACGAGGAUGAAACGAUUUUUCUUGAGCGUCGUUGCAAUAGUCAAUGUAGCGAAAGCAAUGCAGCUGUUGAGACACGCGUGGAGGCAAGCUUACCCUACACAGCCACCUCCACACUUUCACCAAGCUACACAGAAACAACCCCAUAUGCUGCACACCAAACGGCAACUUAUGAGUGUAUGGGUAGUCAACUAGAUGGGGAGGCAGUGGAGGAGGAAGAAGAAGCAGUAGCAGUGGUAACAGUCAAAAAUAGCAUAGGGAAAUCAACGCGACACGAUGACACACAGAAUAGCGAGCUGCAAUUGUACGCGGAAUGCAAGGAAGCGAAUGGCAUUUUCAAUGACGAGUCACUACUGACAGCGGAACAUUUCGAUCAGAUGUCACCACAUCCGCUUAGCGAGCGUUGGUCACCGUUAGGCGCGAAUUACGAUGAUGCAAUGAGUCCGACAUCGGAGCUGCUUAGUCCCGAAUCAGAAUUGGAACUAUUGAGUUCGGAUAGUCAGGAUAAGCAGGAAAUGUUGCGCGGUGAUAACAACGAUUUGGGGCGUCUAAGAAGCAUGGAAGAGGAACAGGAACUGUUAACCACUUCCUUAAUGGCAUUGACGUCACAUUUCGCACAUGUACAAUUGCGCGUGCGACAAAUUGUGGAGGCGCCGUCACAUGAGCGUGAUCAAUUACUCAAGGAUUUGGAGGAGUUUGCGUUUCGUGGUAUACCGGAACCCAUUGUACCUGCCGCAGUAGGUAACCCGCAUACCGACUCAAAUGACUCAAAUGAAACACAGCCAGACGAUGAAGCGGUGCGUCAACGUCAAUUCGAGCUAAUCGAACAUCUGAAAUCCCAAUUAAGUGAACUGGAGAAAUUGGCGUAUGAAUCGGGUGCGCCCGUCUUGCCACAACACAUAUUACUCGAGAAACAGAAGAUAAUCAUUGACGAGCUGAAGAAUAAACUGAAUUUGCAAGUGGACGAACGCGAUCUACCCGAGCUGAGUUCUGAAGAGCUGAAGAACCAUGUAGAUAACGCUAUUGGCGAGUUUGUUGGUCCACUGCGUAUGAAAGAACAAUUAGUGGCGCAGUUGAAGACACAAAUAACCGAUCUGGAACGUUUCAUCGCCUUUUUGCAAUGCGAUACAGUGGACUCGAAAAUGAAGACGCUCAACGGUAAUGAGAAAUUGUAUGAACCCUACAAUAGUUAUGCUGCCAAGAAGAAAGGUGAAAAGGUACGCAAGAAACAAAUGCCACCGCUGCAGGAGGCUGCUGAACAGGAUACUCUCAACACAAUGCAUCCGAAUACAAGUCGCAAUGCCGCACAACAAGGCAGUGGUGAGACUUUAAACAGUAAGGCGCACAGCUUGUUAGAUAAAGCUUCACUGUUGAUGCAAAUGUUCGCCACGACACAUUUCGGCGCCAAAGCAGAUCAGUUUCAGAAGAACGCGAUGAAGAAGACAUCGAAAGGCAAUCAUUGGGGAGACUUGCGCGCACAACUGGAGGUCGACAUACAGGAGGUGGCAUCUCUGGCAGCCACACUAAGUUUCGAUCGUGAGAAAUUGGCCAACAUGAAGCGAGCGCUGAAGAACACCAACCGCAAUGCCAAUACAACACUGGCGGUAAGCGCACAAAACGGCGCAAUAACGGUACCACCACGUGCGCGCACACUAACAGCAAAUGGCAAAGCGCUCAAAGCGUACAUCGUCUCAUCCGAUUCGGACGAGGACACAUACGAUUGCUAUGCCUGGGAACGUAACCAUUGCCGCCGGACGCACAAGCGUGGUGACUCCAUCAUAACGAUCAGCAAAGAGCUAACCACGGCGGUGCGCAAGAACUUCUGCAUGACACUGCUGCGGCUCAUACAGCAUGGAUUGCGCGUGGAAACGGAAUCGGCCACUUCCAGCCUCAUUGUACCGUUCAUGCGUUGCCUUAAUCCGUCCCCGGUGUUUGCCGCCGAACAGGGUUAUCGCGGCCGGGAUGCGUCGAGCACCACGUCCUCCUACGUUUCGUCGGCCUUCUCUUCCACCUACAAUGCCAAUUACACGGAAAACGAUUGCGAAGACGAAGCGAACACCGGCGGCUUCUUCGGCAGUGGCGGCAGUCGUGCCAUGCACGCGUGGGAACUCAUUUUGGAGUAUUACUAUCUAAAGAAUGGCGAUGAAUUCAAUAAUACGCCAGCGCGUAAGCUCUCACAGAGCUUCAAUUUGAAUAUUAUCGAUGCGCAAACGGUGACGGCGAAACAGAGUUUCCUCAGCGCAGUGGGCAUGAUCAUCGCCAUGCAUCGGCCGUAUAAACGCAGCUACAAUGCACACUUCAAGGCGUUCAUUUGUGCGGGUCUCAACUGCCAUCAGUUGGUUGAGUGGUUAAAUUUGAUAUUCAGCUGCAACGAUUUGGUGGACACAUACUACACACCCAACAGUUAUGUCGCACGCACUGGUUUUCGUGACUCGUUGCGCUCCAUCGACGCGCUGACCAAAUAUGAUUUCGAUUUGCCCGUAGAUUUGGCUAUACGACAUUUCAGAAACCUUUAAAAUUAACAACAAAUCCAUAUAUAUACCGUUAUGUGAACAAAGUAUGUGUGUAUGACAUCCAUUUGGCAAUUAUUUUCAUAUCCUAACAUUAAAUUACAAAAAAAAAAAAGAAAAAAUGUACUUAAAUAUUAUUGCAGUACUAAUCGAAUUUCUUCCAAAUUAGUAAGCGCAUUUAUUGAUGUGUUGCUCAAGUAUUCAUGAAGUUCGAAUAUUUGUGUAUGUCCGUGUGUAAUUUAUGGUUUGUUGAAUGUUGAAAUGUAACAAUGAAACUCUAGUCCAUUUUAUUCUAGUCUAAUGGCACUCUAAUCGUACAUUUAACUAUAUGUUAACUACUGUGUAUCUAACUAUUUGAUAACUAAAUAAUG
Zeugodacus cucurbitae (melon fly) is the source of this 3271-nucleotide messenger RNA. RefSeq names its product RUN domain-containing protein 1. The transcript is spliced from 4 exons. Bases 204 to 2906 code for a protein of 900 amino acids. NCBI's taxonomy places the organism in Eukaryota, Metazoa, Arthropoda, Insecta, Diptera, Tephritidae. The record is from RefSeq and is a predicted model, not a curated record.